Puma concolor (puma) is the source of this 1563-nucleotide messenger RNA. The record is from RefSeq and is a predicted model, not a curated record. NCBI's taxonomy places the organism in Eukaryota, Metazoa, Chordata, Mammalia, Carnivora, Felidae.
CAGUCUCACAUGCCAACAAAAACAACUUGUCCAUCCUCACAAGUAUCUGAUGAUGAACAGAAACAAAAAAGAGAAAAUAUUCGUUCUUUAACUAUGUCUGGCCAUGUUGGUUUUGAGAGUUUGCCUGAUCAGCUGGUCAAUAGAUCCAUUCAGCAAGGCUUCUGUUUUAAUAUUCUCUGUGUGGGGGAAACUGGCAUUGGAAAAUCAACAUUGAUUGACACACUGUUUAAUACUAAUUUUGAAGACCAUGAAUCCUCACAUUUUUACCCACAUGUUAGACUUAAAGCUCAGACAUAUGAACUCCAUGAAAGUAAUGUUCGAUUGAAAUUGACCAUUGUGAAUACAGUAGGAUUUGGUGACCAAAUAAACAAAGAAGAAAGCUACCAACCAGUAGUUGACUACAUAGAUGCUCAGUUUGAGGCCUAUCUCCAAGAAGAGCUAAAGAUCAAGCGUUCUCUCUUUAAUUACCACGAUUCUCGCAUCCAUGUGUGCCUCUACUUCAUCUCACCUACAGGCCACUCUCUGAAGACACUGGAUCUCUUAACAAUGAAGACCCUUGACAGCAAGGUGAACAUUAUACCAGUGAUUGCCAAAGCAGAUGCAAUUUCUAAAGCUGAAUUACAGAAGUUUAAGAUCAAGCUCAUGAGUGAAUUGGUUAGCAAUGGUGUCCAGAUAUACCAAUUCCCAACAGAUGAUGAAACUAUUGCUAAAAUCAAUGCUUCAAUGAAUGGACAUUUGCCAUUUGCUGUUGUAGGAAGUAUGGAUGAGGUAAAAGUUGGAAAUAAGAUGGUCAAAGCUCGCCAAUACCCUUGGGGUGUUGUACAAGUGGAAAAUGAAAACCACUGUGACUUUGUAAAGCUCCGAGAAAUGCUAAUUUGUACAAACAUGGAGGAUCUGCGAGAACAGACCCAUACUAGGCAUUAUGAACUUUACAGGCGUUGCAAACUGGAGGAAAUGGGCUUUACAGAUGUGGGUCCAGAGAAUAAGCCGCUCAGUCUUCAAGAGACCUAUGAAGCCAAAAGACAUGAAUUUUAUGGUGAACGUCAGAGGAAGGAAGAAGAAAUGAAGCAGAUGUUUGUGCAGCGAGUAAAGGAGAAAGAAGCCAUAUUGAAAGAAGCUGAAAGAGAGCUACAGGCUAAAUUUGAGCACCUUAAAAGAGUUCACCAAGAAGAGAGAAUGAAGCUUGAAGAAAAGAGAAGACUCUUGGAAGAAGAAAUAAUCACUUUCUCAAAAAAGAAAGCUACUUCAGAGAUAUACCAGAACCAGUCCUACAUGGCAUCAGGCAGCAACCUGAAGAAGGACAAAGACCGUAAGAAGGAUCCAGGCUAUCGAUUUGAACUCCUGUGCUUUGAUGUCAGAGCUUGUGAAAUCAAUGGUGGACGUAAAGAUGCAGAGGAAGCUCCAAUUUUAUGUAAAACAAAGGUUCCAGAUCAUAGAAGGUCAUCACAAGCAAAAGUUAUUAAAAUGUUAGAAGUAUGCUCUGAUUUUCUUGCUGUUUUUAUUUUCUGUAUCACUUAUUCUAUAUCUGGCAAAUUGCCACAAAUGGCACUUAAAUGCUUUUAA